Messenger RNA from Durio zibethinus, 411 nucleotides. The record is from RefSeq and is a predicted model, not a curated record. Lineage: Eukaryota; Viridiplantae; Streptophyta; Magnoliopsida; Malvales; Malvaceae.
AUGUUUCUUGUACCCCUCUACUCUCUCUUCCAAAUUGAAGAAACUCAUACUCUAAUUAUAUUCCAGCCAAGGUUACAUCAAAUUAAGAAAGCCAUGGAGGAAAGACAGGAACCAAAGCCUCCAAAGAUCAACUUAAGGGGCAAGAAGUUAUCUGUAACAGAAAUCAACUUGGAGGAAAUAAAGAGGCAUCCAACAGUGCAUGUCUCGCCUCGAGGACCAGGGAACUCGACCAAGCCAUCAGGCGCAAGGUGGAACUGCCUCUGCUCUCCCACCACGCAUGCAGGCUCCUUCAGGUGCCGUCAGCACAGACUUGGUGGCAUGACAAGGGGAGGCUCUGUCGGAUCAAAACUUUCGUUGCUUGCCAACUCGAAAUCCCAUCCCAUCAUCAGUGAUUCUCUCCAAGCUCAGUAG